AAUAAUAGACAUAAUAAUUUAAAUUCUGUCAAGAUUCUCUCACUCGAUCAUAUUACCCAGAAACCUCUGAAAACAUUCACGUAGAAUCCAGAAUUAAAAACACUACAUGGGGUCCUCUCUUCAUUAUACUUUACCCACUUUACCUCUCUUCCAAUUCCAUCUUUUCUCUCCUAUUUUCUCAUUCCAAUCUCCCCCUCCUUUCCAUUCAAACCCAAUACCAUAAAUAUAAAACUCUACAUACUCUGUUCUUAUAGUUUUGAGUUCGCAUACAUUGAUACCUAUCAAGAUAUUGACUCCUUCGUCGUCCACAAUAAAUCUUCCUAAUUUCUUUCCUUUUAUAAUUAAGCUAAGGCGAGCUUCAGUUUUGAAAGAGGAUUGUCUUAAUUUUGUUGCCCAGCAAUCAAGAAAUGACACUGCACACCAGAAAAUUACUCCCAUUACUAGAAAACCAUGAUCCAACGUUGUUUACAUCACCAUCACAACAUUCUCCGACUCUUUCGCCGUUAAAAGCUCAGGAGAAAGAAAAUCCGACUAAUUACUACAACAACGUUAAGUUGAACCCUCCGUUUGAUUCGGCAAUGGCGCUCACCGUUUUAGUGCUUUUGACGGCUCUGUUUUUUAUGGGAUUCUUUUCUAUUUACAUUCGCCGCUUCGCCGACGAGCCAUCUUUUGACACCGCUCGUCGCCGACGAAACUCGUCCGGUACUAAUACUGCAGCGACGUCGUAUUUAUCCAGGACGAGGGAUACGACGAAAGGGGUGGAUCCGGCGGUGGUGGAGUCAUUGCCGGUGUAUGCAUACUUCCCUGGGGCUGAGGAAGCGAAGCAGCGGAUGAUUGAUGAGGUUGAGUGUGCCAUUUGUUUGAGUGAGUUCGAGGAGAAGGAAUGGAUAAAGGAGAUUCCGUAUUGUGGUCACGUGUUCCAUGUUGAGUGUAUUGACACGUGGCUUUCGAAUCACAUGACGUGUCCGCUUUGUCGGACGGCGAAACUAUUGACUGAAGAGGAGGUGGCGGCAGAGAAGGAAAAGGCGGUGGCGGUGGCGGUGGAGGGAGAAGAGAGGGGAUUGGAUGCGGGUGAGGUGGAGCAGGGAGAUGUAGAUAGUAGUGGUGGCUGAGAAGUGAGGUUGGAGGUGGAUGGUGGUGACACGUGGAAUGAAGAGGUGAGGGUGGUGGGUCCUACAAGUGAGGGUAGAGUGAGAUUGCAUCGAUCAUUGAGUUUUUGAUAACGGAGUAUCAACAACAGUUUAUUUCUGUUUUAAUGGGUGGCAAUGGCAUCAUGUAAAUCAGUGAAUUGAGAAUCAUACAAAAUGAAUGACUUGAGCUUUUAUUAAAGCAAUUUUUAUUUUUCAAAUGCA
This is a messenger RNA of Spinacia oleracea (spinach), 1352 nucleotides long. Its product is annotated as RING-H2 finger protein ATL57. Gene Ontology annotation, molecular function: transferase activity. Lineage: Eukaryota; Viridiplantae; Streptophyta; Magnoliopsida; Caryophyllales; Amaranthaceae. The record is from RefSeq and is a predicted model, not a curated record. The transcript has a single exon. Gene Ontology annotation, biological process: protein ubiquitination.